Dracunculus medinensis (Guinea worm) is the source of this 2154-nucleotide messenger RNA. The record is from the annotation of a GenBank genome assembly. Lineage: Eukaryota; Metazoa; Nematoda; Chromadorea; Rhabditida; Dracunculidae.
GAUUCCUAUUGGUAUUUUGAAAAAACUCUAAGUUCACCAACUUCUUCACGAGUCAGUCCAUGGAAUUUGAAAGUAGUCACUGUGCGCGCAGAAGCAGCUCGUCUUUUGGGUCUCUUUGAACGAGUAUCUGAUUCAUUCCUUGAUCAAACGCUUGAUAAGAAACUGUUAAAUACAAUGCGUUUCACGAAAGAAAGUGACAGGGAUUCUCGUAAAGCUUUCCAUAAAUCACAACAAAAAGUAUCUUCACAAUGGUCGACUGGUAAAAAAUUAGGCGAAGAUAUUCCUGCUGAAAAAAUUGAAGAAGAACAAACGAGUAUGAUUUCAAUAGGAGCUUGUGGAGCUUUUGUUACCGCUCUUGAAGAUGAAUUUAUGGUUGUUCGACAAGCUGGAGUUUACUCUUUGGGAAAAUUGGCAGCAGAUCGGCCAUUCUUCGCUGCAGAUGCUAUUGAUCAUCUUGCUGAUAUGUUCAAUGAUGAAAUUGAGGAGGUUCGUCUUGAUGCGGUUCGAGCUCUUACCCCACUUGUGGUUCACGGAGUCCUUCAAAAGGAACAGCUGGACACAAUUUUAACUGUUCUUGACGAUGCUUUACCAGAUAGCAGGGAAGCUUUGCGUAUAUUGUUGGGGAAGUCGACUCUUGCAUCUGUGGAAUGUCUUCGAUUUUGCGUUGAGGCUCUUUUGAACUGUUUGCGUAGAUUUCCUAUCGACAGAUCUUCUAUAUAUUUGUUAAUCUUUUUCUGCUGCCGUAAUAUUUCAAGAAUAUUUAGGUGUCUGAGCCAGUUGGGACGUCGGCAUGCAUCAUUCGUUCAGUCUAUGGUUUAUGAUUUGCUAGAGUUAAAUCCAGUGUUCGAUAUAACUGAAAGAUCAUUGGAAGAUUAUAUGUAUUUGGCUAAACUAAUUUUUAUUUUAAAUGCGGCAAGUAUACAUGAACCGAUUUGUUCAUUGCUACCAGAAUUUGCUGUUCGGCACUAUCGUUAUUUACGUUGUUCGAUGUCUAAUCUUGUUCCUGACGUUCCAACGUUUUCGACACAAGACUCUAUCAAUGGUGUAUUAUUGCGUAGUCCCAUGGACGAUAAUAAGGAAACUCGUACUCUUCUUGAAAGAAGCUAUGAAGUAAUGCUUGAAGCAUCUAUGGCUGAGUCCUAUGAACAGCGAAUGGUUCUUCAAAAAUUCAUUUUAAAAGAUCUCGUUAUUUUAUAUGAAGCUAACGAAAAAAUUGCAAGCACAGCUCGAUUCCUUUCAAAAUUGAUGCAUUGCUUCACCUGUCAUGAUUUGAUCAUCCAGAUGAUAACUUUUGGUGGUGACUUAUUGACUACUUUAAGCGUAAUUGAAGAGGGACUUUUAAUCAUUGAUUACGCGGAGAAUGAAUUCCAUUCAGUGGACAAUGUAGUUUUAAGUUCUUUGGCCGAAUGUGCGUUUAGACUACGAAUUCUGCGUUUUGCAUUACAACUGGAAAGGAAACCCAGUUUGUACCAAAAUGCAGUUGAUGCAUUCGCUGUGGAAAUAGAUUUCUUGAAAAGGCGUUUAAGUUUUUUGGAGACAACGCCAUCUAAAUCAAUCAUGAAACUGAUUGAUGAGAUUAUGGAACAAAUUGAAUAUUCAGAAACAAAAAAAUUUGUCACUUGUCCGGGUCUAACCAGUCUUUUACAGACCAAAGUAUUGCAUCUUCCUCAUCAGUUUCCAUCUCUUGGAAAAAUUUUUAUGAAGUGGGCUGAGAUGGUCGAACCAUGUGAAACUCCAAGUGAACCGAUACGAUUUAUAGCCGGCCUACCUUUGGCUAUCCCUUUGAAUAUACUUUUACAUAAUUUUAAUGAGAGUGAUUUGCGAAAUUUUCGAAUUAAGGUGGAUUAUCCAGAUCAAACUUCAAAUUUGUUCCGUCCUCGUCAAAGUGAUUUCAAAGAAAUCUCUUCGCAGAAAGUUCGUUUGUUAUGUAAAGUGCUAGUGCAGAGCAGUGCGUGGUCUGAUGCUGCUCGUGUUCGCCUUUCAUGUGUUUUGAUCUUACCUGAUCGACCAUUUAUUCAUCUUAUGCAAGAUAAUUCUCAGUUUGAUAUAAAAGAUACGCAGACUCGUUGUAUCUCAAUAUCAGUAUCACCACAUUCCACUAAAGAAUCUUCUAUUGAUAUACCAGUUUAUCCAAUGUUCGGUAAAGCUUGGUAA